Messenger RNA from Rattus rattus (black rat), 10359 nucleotides. It is a transcript of the gene Map1a, whose product is annotated as microtubule associated protein 1A. NCBI's taxonomy places the organism in Eukaryota, Metazoa, Chordata, Mammalia, Rodentia, Muridae. Gene Ontology annotation, biological process: axonogenesis; microtubule cytoskeleton organization; regulation of microtubule depolymerization. Gene Ontology annotation, molecular function: microtubule binding; actin binding. Bases 15 to 9035 code for a protein of 3006 amino acids. Gene Ontology annotation, cellular component: cytosol; synapse; microtubule associated complex. The transcript has 7 exons. The record is from RefSeq and is a predicted model, not a curated record.
CCGCGGGAGUUUCCAUGGCGACCGAGGCCGGGACCAGGCGGCCUGGCAGCGUUGCCAUGGAGACAACUCCGGAGCUGGGGCUCCAGAGCCUCGGUGCACCGCCGACUCAGAACCCCGCGGAGCCUCUAUGCCGGGCCGGAGCCGCAGUAGCGGCAGCGCGCUGGGACCUGCGGAAAUACUCCUUGCUCAUCGUGAUCGGCGAUAUCUGUACAGAGAGUCAGCUGAGGGCCGUGCGGGCCCACCUUGAACAAGGGAUUCUCUCCUGGAACAUUGACUUAUCAUCCUUUGACUUGAACCAACAGUUGAGACUCUUCAUUACCCGGCACCUAGCUCACUUCUCCUCAGAGGUCAAAGGCCAGAGGACCCUCUGCCACCAGAGUGAGAUCCUCGAGACCAUCAUCCUAGUCAACCCCAGUGCAGACAGUAUCAGCUCAGAGGUUCACCAUCUUCUCAGCAGCCCAUCAGCGCACAAACUCCUGAUCCUGAGUGGACAAACUUUAGAACCUGAGGGAGACCUUAUCCUACAGAGUGGUACCUACUCGUAUCAAAACUUUGCCCAGGUCCUUCACAAACCUGAGAUUGCCCAGUUGCUUAGCAACAGAGACCCGGAGAUCCAGGCCUUCCUCACUGUUUCCUGCUUAGGGGAGGGUGACUGGAGCCACCUGGGACUGUCCAGUUCCCAAGAGACCUUGCACCUCCGGCUAAAUCCUGAGCCUGUGCUACCCACCAUGGAUGGUGUGGCUGAGUUCUCCGAGUAUGUCUCUGAGACUGUGGAUGUGCCAUCCCCCUUUGACCUGCUUGAACCACCCACCUCAGGAGGCUUCCUCAAGCUCUCUAAGCCUUGCUGCUACAUCUUUCCUGGUGGCCGUGGGGACUCUGCUCUCUUUGCUGUCAAUGGCUUUAACAUCCUGGUGGACGGCGGUUCGGAUCGCAAGUCCUGCUUCUGGAAGCUGGUGCGGCACCUAGACCGCAUCGACUCCGUGCUGCUCACACACAUUGGGGCUGACAAUCUGCCGGGCAUCAACGGCCUCCUGCAGCGCAAGGUGGCAGAGCUAGAGGAGGAGCAGUCCCAGGGCUCCAGCAGCUACAGCGACUGGGUGAAGAACCUCAUCUCCCCUGAGCUUGGAGUUGUGUUCUUCAACGUGCCUGAUAAGCUCCGGCUGCCCGACGCCUCCCGAAAGGCCAAGCGCAGCAUUGAGGAGGCCUGUCUCACUCUUCAGCACUUAAACCGCCUAGGCAUCCAAGCCGAGCCUCUGUAUCGUGUGGUCAGCAACACCAUCGAGCCACUGACCCUCUUCCACAAAAUGGGUGUGGGUAGGCUGGACAUGUAUGUCCUCAACCCCGUCAAGGACAGUAAGGAGAUGCAGUUCCUCAUGCAGAAGUGGGCCGGCAAUAGUAAAGCCAAGACAGGCAUCGUGCUGGCCAAUGGGAAGGAGGCAGAGAUCUCUGUCCCCUACCUGACCUCCAUCACUGCUCUGGUGGUAUGGCUCCCAGCCAACCCUACUGAGAAGAUUGUGCGUGUGCUCUUCCCGGGAAAUGCUCCCCAGAACAAGAUCUUGGAGGGCUUGGAAAAGCUUCGGCACCUGGACUUUCUGCGCUACCCUGUGGCAACGCAGAAGGACCUGGCUGCUGGGGCCGUGCCCGCCAACUUGAAACCCAGCAAAAUCAAACAUCGGGCUGACAGCAAGGAGAGCCUCAAAGCUGCUCCCAAGACAGCAGUGAGCAAACUGGCCAAACGGGAGGAAGUGUUGGAAGAGGGGGCCAAGGAGGCCCGCUCAGAGCUGGCCAAGGAGUUAGCCAAGACAGAAAAGAAAGCAAAAGAACCGUCUGAGAAGCCCCCAGAAAAACCCUCCAAGUCAGAGAGGGUGAGGGGCGAGUCCAGCGAAGCACUGAAGGCGGAGAAGCGGAGGUUGAUCAAGGACAAGGUGGGCAAGAAGCACCUGAAGGAAAAGAUUUCAAAGCUGGAGGAGAAGAAGGACAAGGAGAAAAAGGAGAUCAAGAAGGAAAGGAAGGAGCUCAAGAAGGAGGAAGGGAGGAAGGAAGAGAAAAAGGAUGCCAAAAAGGACGAAAAGAGGAAAGAUACCAAACCAGAGGUCAAGAAAUUCUCCAAACCAGACCUGAAGCCUUUUACCCCUGAGGUCCGUAAGACCCUCUACAAAGCCAAGGCCCCCGGAAGGAUCAAGGUGGACAAAGGCCGAGCUGCCCGAGGAGAAAAAGAGUUGUCUUCUGAGCCCCGGACACCCCCGGCCCAGAAGGGGGCUGCUCCGCCUCCAGCUGUCAGUGGGCACAGAGAGUUGGCCUUGUCGUCACCAGAGGACCUCACACAGGACUUUGAGGAGCUGAAGCGUGAGGAGAGAGGUUUGCUGGCUGAACAAAGAGAUACGGGGCUGGGUGAGAAACCACUCCCUGCGGAUGCCACAGAGCAGGGGCACCCAAGCGCAGCCAUCCAGGUGACUCAACCCUCUGGCCCCGUGCUGGAGGGAGAACAUGUGGAAAGGGAGAAAGAGGUAGUCCCAGACUCUCCAGGGGAUAAAGGGAGCACAUACAGAGGCCCAGACUCUGGGGCUGAGGUGGAGAAAGACAAAGAAACCUGGGAGGAAAGGAAGCAGAGAGAAGCAGAGCUGGGCCCAGAGAACACUGCGGCCAGGGAGGAGAGCGAACCUGAGGUAAAGGAGGAUGUGAUAGAAAAGGCCGAGUUAGAGGAAAUGGAGGAGACUCAUCCUUCAGAUGAGGAGGAGGAAGAGACGAAGGCUGAGAGCUUUUAUCAAAAACAUAUGCAGGAAGCCCUAAAGGUAAUCCCAAAGAGCAGAGAGGCUCUUGGCGGCCGGGAACUGGGAUUCCAGGGCAAGGCACCUGAGAAGGAGACAGCAUCGUUCCUAAGCAGUUUGGCCACACCUGCGGGAGCCACUGAACACGUCUCUUACAUUCAGGAUGAGACAAUCCCUGGCUACUCAGAGACUGAGCAGACUAUUUCAGAUGAGGAGAUCCACGAUGAGCCAGAUGAACGCCCAGCGCCGCCCAGAUUUCCUACGAGUACCUAUGACCUCUCUGGGCCUGAAGGUCCUGGCCCCUUUGAAGCCAGCCAGGCUGCAGAUAGUGCUGCUCCAGCCACCUCGAGCAAAACUUAUGGGGCACCUGAGACUGAACUCACCUACCCUCCCAACAUGGUCGCCGCCCCUCUGGCUGAAGAGGAACAUGUGUCCUCAGCCACGUCAAUCACCGAGUGUGACAAACUCUCUUCCUUUGCCACAUCGGUGGCUGAGGACCAAUCUGUGGCUUCACUCACAGCUCCCCAGACGGAGGAGACAGGCAAGAGCUCCCUGUUGCUCGACACUGUCACGAGUAUCCCCUCUUCCCGCACUGAAGCCACCCAGGGCCUGGACUAUGUGCCGUCAGCUGGCACCAUCUCCCCCACCUCUUCCCUGGAAGAAGACAAGGGCUUCAAGUCACCACCCUGUGAGGAUUUCUCUGUGACCGGGGAGUCGGAGAAGAAAGGAGAGACUGUGGGGAGAGGCUUGAGCGGGGAGAAGGCUGUGGGAAAGGAAGAAAAACAUGUAGUGACGUCUGAGAAACUGUCCGGUCAGUAUGCUGCUGUGUUUGGUGCCCCUGGACACACCCUACACCCGGGGGAACCAGCCCUCGGAGAAGUGGAGGAACGGUGCCUCAGCCCAGAUGACAGCACGGUGAAGAUGGCGUCUCCUCCACCAUCUGGCCCACCCAGUGCUGCCCACACGCCCUUUCACCAGUCUCCAGUGGAAGACAAGUCUGAGCCGCGAGACUUUCAGGAAGAUUCCUGGGGAGAAACAAAGCAUUCUCCAGAUGUGAACAAGGGAGACACUGAAGAGCAGACGGUGAGGCCAGGGCCCGAGGAGGGCCCAUCCGAAGAGGGGAAGGGACCUCCUUCCUGGAGCCCCCAAGCCCAGGACACGCCUGAGCGCACUGCUGGGGCUCAGACUGGCUGCACUAUCCAACUCUUGCCAGAACAAGACCAAGCCGUGGCGUCUGAGACUGGAGAGGCAGGUUCAAUCCUAGGAGCAGGGACCCUCCCUGGAGAAGUGAGGACAUCAAAUGAAGAAGCCGCUGUACCUCAGAAAGAUGAGGUACUUCGCUCUACUGAUCAAAGCCUUUCCCCUGAAGAUGCAGAGUCCCUGUCUGUCCUCAGUGUGGUCUCCCCGGACACUACCAAACAAGAGGCCACUCCCAGGUCUCCCUGCAGCCUGAAAGAGCAGCAGCCACACAAAGACCUUUGGCCAAUGGUGUCUCCGGAAGACACCCAGUCACUUUCUUUCUCGGAAGAGAGUCCUAGCAAGGAGACCUCUCUGGAUAUCUCUUCUAAGCAGCUCUCUCCAGAAAGCCUUGGCACCCUCCAGUUUGGAGAACUGAACCUAGGAAAGGAAGAAAGGGGGCCUCUGAUGAAGGCGGAAGAUGACUCUUGCCACCUAGCUCCUGUGUCUAUUCCAGAGCCACACAGGGCCACAGUGUCACCUAGCACAGAUGAGAGCCCUGCUGGGACUUUACCCGGUGGCUCUUUUUCUCACUCUGCACUGUCAGGCGAUAGGAAGCACUCACCUGGGGAGAUCCCGGGCCCUGGUGGACACUUUAUGACAUCUGAUAGCUCCCUCACCAAGAGUCCCGAGUCUUUGUCAAGUCCUGCCAUGGAAGAUCUGGCCGAGGAGUGGGAAGGUAAAGCUCCAGGGAAGGAGAAAGAACCUGAGCUAAAGGGUGAAACCCUACAGCAGAAGGGCCAGAUUCUGCCGGAGAAGGUUGCUGUUGUCGAGCAGGACUCGGUCACACAUCAGGAAGACGAGGCUCUGGAUGAGGAGAACAAGCAUGGAAGGCAGCGGGAUACGACUCCAGAACAGAAAGGCGGAGACUUGGACGAAAAGGACACGGCUGCAGAGCUGGACAAAGGCCUAGAACCCAAAGACAAAGACUUAGACCGGGAGGACCAGGGCCAGAGACCAGGGCCUCCAGCAGAGAAGGACAAGGCCUCAGAACAAAGGGACACAGACCUGCAAGAGACCCAGGCCACGGAACCAAGAGACAGAGCACAAGAGCGCAGAGAUUCAGAACAAAAGGACAAGAGUUUAGAGCUGAGAGAUAGGACUCCUGAAGAGAAAGAUAGAAUAUUAGUACAGGAAGACAGGGCUCCAGAGCACAGCAUCCCUGAACCAACACAGACAGACAGAGCUCCAGAUCGCAAAGGCACGGAUGGCAAAGAACAGAAGGAGGAGGCCUCAGAAGAGAAAGAACAGGUUUUAGAACAAAAAGACUGGGCCCUAGGAAAGGAGGGUGAGACCUUGGACCAAGAGGACAGAACUGCUGAACAGAAAGAUGAGACCCUAAAAGAGGACAAAACUCAGGGACAGAAGAGCUCUUUCCUCGAAGAUAAAACCACAACAUCAAAAGAGACGGCCCUUGACCAAAAGUCUGCAGAGAAGGCCGACAGUGUGGAGCAGCAGGAUGGAGCCGCCCAGGAGAAGACCGGAGCUUUGGGACUGGAAGAGAGCCCAGCAGACGGAAGCAAGGCUCGAGAGCAGGACGAGAAAUACUGGAAGGAACAGGAUGUGGUCCAGGGAUGGCGAGAAACAUCUCCAACCAGGGGAGAGCCAGUGGGAGGCCAGAAAGAGCCUGUUCCAGCCUGGGAGGGCAAGUCUCCUGAGCAAGAAGUCCGGUAUUGGAGGGACAGAGACAUAACCCUACAGCAGGAUGCGUACUGGAGGGAGCUAAGCUGUGACAGGAAGGUCUGGUUCCCCCAUGAGCUGGAUGGCCAAGGAGCCCGUCCACGGUACUGUGAGGAACGUGAAAGCACUUUUCUUGAUGAGGGGCCAGAUGAACAAGAAAUAACCCCCCUGCAGCACACUCCCCGGAGUCCCUGGACCUCGGAUUUCAAGGAUUUCCAGGAGCCCCUGCCACAGAAGGGGCUGGAAGUAGAGCGCUGGCUUGCUGAGUCACCAGUUGGCCUGCCACCAGAGGAAGAGGACAAACUGACACGCUCGCCCUUUGAGAUCCUCUCCCCUCCAGCAUCCCCACCUGAGAUGACUGGACAGAGGGUUCCUUCAGCUCCAGGACAAGAGAGCCCUGUCCCAGACACUGAGUCCACAGCACCCACGAGGAAUGAACCUACCACCCCUUCAUGGCUAGCUGAGAUCCCACCUUGGGUACCUAAGGACAGGCCUCUGCCUCCUGCACCCCUCUCCCCAGCUCCAGCUCCCCCAACACCUGCCCCAGAGCCACAUACUCCUGUGCCCUUCUCCUGGGGCUUAGCUGAAUAUGACAGUGUGGUGGCUGCUGUGCAGGAGGGGGCAGCGGAGCUGGAAGGCGGCCCAUACUCCCCACUCGGGAAGGACUAUCGCAAAGCUGAAGGGGAAAGGGAAGGAGAGGGUGGGGCUGGAGCUCCUGACAGCAGCUCCUUCAGUCCAAAGGUCCCAGAGGCUGGUGAGAGCCACGCCACCAGGGACACUGAGCAGACUGAGCCAGAGCAGAGAGAGCCCACACCCUAUCCGGAUGAGAGAAGCUUUCAGUAUGCAGACAUCUAUGAACAGAUGAUGCUUACUGGACUGGGCCCUGCUUGCCCCACCAGGGAGCCUCCACUGGGGGCAUCCGGCGACUGGCCCCCACACCUCUCAACCAAGGAGGAGGCUGCUGGCUGCAAUACUUCUGCAGAGAAGGAGACUUCCUCCCCUGCCUCGCCCCAAAACCUCCAAUCUGACACUCCAGCUUUCAGCUAUGCAUCUCUGGCAGGACCCGCUGUACCUCCCAGGCAAGAACCGGAUCCAGGGCCCGAUGUGGAGCCCAGCAUCACCCCUCCCGCAGUGCCCCCUCGCGCCCCUAUCUCCCUGAGCAAAGACCUGAGUCCCCCUCUUAAUGGAAGCACUGUGAGCUGCAGCCCGGACAGGAGGACCCCAUCCCCAAAGGAAGCGGGCCGAGGUCACUGGGAUGAUGGUACCAAUGACUCAGACCUGGAGAAGGGGGCCCGAGAACAGCCUGAGAAAGAGACCCGGUCCCCAAGUCCCCAUCACCCCAUGCCUAUGGGCCACUCCUCACUGUGGCCUGAAACCCAGGCACACAGCAGCCUUUCCUCAGACUCAAACCUAGGAUCUGUCCGUCCAAGUCUAGACUUCCCUGCUUCAGCCUUUGGCUUCUCCUCCUUGCAGCCUGCUCCCCCUCAGCUGCCCUCUCCAGCUGAACCCCGCUCCGCACCCUGUGGCUCACUUGCCUUCUCUGGGGACCGAGCUCUGGCCUUGGUUCCAGGAACUCCAACAAGAACCCGACAUGAUGAGUACCUGGAAGUGACCAAGGCACCCAGCCUGGAUUCCUCACUGCCCCAACUCCCAUCACCCAGCUCUCCUGGGGGCCCUCUUCUCUCUAACCUGCCCAGACCUGCCUCGCCAGUCUUGUCUGAAGGGUCCUCUUCUGAGGCUACCACGCCUGUGAUUUCAAGUGUGGCCGAAAGCUUCCCUCCAGGUCUCGAGGCCGCUGAACAGAGUGCUGGAGGACUGGGCUCAGGAAAAGAGUCGGCUGCCCACAGCCUCUGGGACCUCACUCCCCUGAGCCCAGCUCCCUCAGCUUCACUGGACUUGGCUCCAGCUCCAGCUCCAGGCCUGCCUGGAGACUUGGGCGAUGGUACCCUGCCCUGCCGCUCGGAGUGCGCAGGGGAACUCACCAAGAAGCCAAGCCCCUUCCUGAGCCCCUCUGGAGAUCAUGAAGCCAAUGGCCCAGGAGAAACCAGCCUUAAUCCCCCAGGGUUUGUCACAGCCACGGCAGAAAAAGAAGAGGCUGAAGCCCCUCAUGCUUGGGAACGAGGGUCCUGGCCUGAGGGAGCUGAGAGGAGCUCCCGGCCGGAUACACUUCUCUCAUCUGAGCAGCCACUUCGUCCUGGGAAGAGCUCCGGGGGCCCACCCGGCAGUCUUUCUUCUGAAGUCGAAGCUGGACCUCAGGGAUGUGCUACGGAUCCCCGCCCCCACUGCGGGGAGCUUUCCCCCUCAUUCCUGAACCCUCCUCUGCCUCCAUCCACAGAUGACAGUGACCUUUCCACGGAAGAAGCUCGGCUGGCAGGAAAAGGAGGGCGGCGCCGGGCAGGGAGGCCAGGGGCCACGGGAGGUCCAUGCCCUAUGGCUGAUGAGACACCCCCCACAUCAGCCAGCGACUCAGGCUCCUCGCAGUCAGAUUCUGAUGUCCCACCAGAAACUGAGGAGUGUCCAUCCAUCACAGCUGAGGCAGCCCUUGACUCAGAUGAAGAUGGGGACUUCUUGCCUGUGGACAAAGCUGGGGGAGUUAGCGGAACUCACCAUCCCAGGCCUGGCCAUGACCCACCCCCAGCCCCCCUACCAGACCCCCGCCCAUCCCCUCCACGACCGGAUGUUUGCAUGGCUGACCCUGAGGGGCUCAGCUCAGAGUCGGGGAGGGUUGAGAGACUGCGAGAAAAGGGACGACCUGGCCGUAGGGCCCCUGGCCGGGCCAAGCCUGCAUCUCCUGCUCGGCGGCUGGAUAUUCGGGGAAAACGGUCACCUACUCCUGGCAAAGGGCCUGUAGAUCGAACAUCUCGUACUGUACCCCGACCACGGAGCACUCCAAGCCAGGUCACCUCAGCAGAAGAAAAGGAUGGUCACAGUCCCAUGUCCAAAGGCUUAGUCAAUGGCCUCAAGGCAGGAUCAACAGCCUUGGGCUCCAAGGGUGGUUCCGGCUCUCCUGUGUAUGUGGAUCUUGCCUAUAUCCCAAAUCACUGCAGCGGCAAGACUGCGGAUCAGGACUUCUUCCGCCGAGUACGUGCGUCCUACUAUGUGGUCAGUGGAAACGACCCUGCCAAUGGCGAGCCAAGCCGGGCUGUGCUGGAUGCCCUGCUGGAAGGCAAGGCCCAGUGGGGGGAGAACCUUCAGGUGACUCUGAUUCCCACUCAUGACACGGAGGUGACUCGUGAGUGGUAUCAGCAGACACAUGAACAGCAGCAGCAGCUGAAUGUCCUGGUCCUGGCGAGCAGCAGCACUGUGGUGAUGCAGGACGAGUCCUUUCCAGCCUGCAAGAUUGAGUUCUGAAUGACCCACGCUCCCUUCCCCAAGGAUCCACUCCUACAGUUCAUUUAGAGAAUGGCUACUGCUGAGUCCUCUGGGGUUGAGGGAAGUAGAGCUGGGCAGGGGCCAUGUCAUAUUAUUAGGCUAAGUGGGAGGUCCUGUCCUUCCCCUCCUCUCUCCCUGGGGGUUUCAAAACCAAAGGCAAUGAGGGGGCAUACAAAAUCAUGAAAGGUUAUCUGAUGCCCAAAACCCCUAGAGCCACUCCCUCUCCUAGCACUGCCAAAUGCUGGUCUUGCGUGAGGAUGGGUUUCAGACAGCACACUCCUCCCCAUGGAGGAAGAUUUAACAUCCUCUCCCCCAGAACCUCAUUAUUUAUUUGGCAUUCCAGAAAGGAUUGCUGAUAAUUUAUACGAUGCAGGGAAGGCCACUGUUAGUAAGGUGCCAGAGCUGUGUCCUUUCUUCCAUCUCCCAUGCCCUAGCCACCAGAGUCUGCGUUCCAUCAGCGACCUGGGGACAUGUGGCUACUAUACUGUCUUAUCGCUUCCCUCAAUCUCUGAAUGUCUCAAUCCAAAACUUGAAGCUCUUUAGACCAAGAACUAGGGAGAGGAAAAAGGAGCUCAUCUCUCAGCCCCUGCUUCAUACCACUUACAGCCUUGGGCUGUACCCAGACCAGGCUACCUGGGCAGCACAACGGGCAAGGAGAGCCCCCAACCCCAGUCGCUCCAAGCACCCCUAUCACUUAGUCUUCACCUACCCCAUUUCAAUAAGCCUCAUUCCUUCUCAUCCCCUGCUUGGCUUCUCUGCAUGUGGUCAUCUGCUAUGGCCUGGUGUGUAAUGGGUUUAAAAAAAGCCACUGCCUGACAUCCACAUCCACUUUAGCCAUGUGUGACUCCCUCAACAUUCCAAUCCUCUACCAUCCUGCAGCUGAAAUGGGAACACUGGCUGCCUCUCUAAACCUAAACUCUUGGAUAGAGUUUCUGGGAGGUGGAGGCUGGACUAGAGACCUGGGGAGGGGGAUGGGAGGGAGGAGGGGAAAGAAGAGAAGAAGCUAUAGUUUAACUCCUCCCGAGUGAAGACAGGCUGAGCAUUCUACUACAGGACAGGACCUCACCCCAAGCAAGCCAGCGAGCAGCCCGGCCAGACCCUGCUGGACUGAGAAACCCCGCUGCUGACAGACCCUGGGGCUUGCCUUCUUUGCCAAGCCAAGGGGAAACCAAAAGGAGCUUCCCUCCGAUUCUUCCUACUCCCCUCCCUGCCCUGCGCUCUGCUCCUCCCCACACUUCCCUGCUACAGUCCCAGCCGCUGUAACAGCCACCUCCACUCUAACAAUAAACCAAGUUCAUUGCGG